AUGCCAGUUUUAUAUCACUUGACGUUAAAGAGACCAACCGGAAUAACUCAAGCGGUUCAGGGCAGUUUUUCAGCUCCAAAAGCUCAGGAAAUUGUGGUUGCACGUUCUCACAUCCUAGAACUUUUAUCUCCAGAUAGCAAUGGGAAGCUCCAGAGCAUUUGCGUCUGUGAUGUCUUUGGGAUCGUCCGGACCAUGUCCACUUUUUGUCUCACUGGAACUCAACGCGACUAUCUAGUCGUUGGAUCUGACAGUGGAAGACUCGUUGUACUCGAAUUUUGCGCAGUCAGCCGCUCAUUUAAACGCAUUCACUGUGAAACAUUUGGUAAAACUGGAAUAAGAAGAAUAGUUCCAGGUCAAUACUUGGCGGUGGAUCCCAAGGGAAGAGCAGUGAUUAUUGGAGCUGUCGAGCGUCAAAAGUUUGUUUACAUUCUCAACCGCGAUGCCAAGGCAAAUUUGACGAUAAGUUCGCCUCUAGAGGCCCACAAGAGCCACUCUAUUUGCUUUGAUCUAGUGGGACUAGAUGUGGGAUUUGAGAAUCCUGUUUUUGCAUCCAUUGAGCAGAGUUACGAGGCUGUAGAUGCCCUCCAAAUUGACUUGGAUGAGGAGCUUACAGAUGAUGCACUACGCAAGGGUGUUAGUUUCUGGGAGCUGGAUCUCGGUCUUAACCAUGUCGUAAAAAAGGUUACGUUGCCAAUUGAUUUGUCCGCACAUUUGCUUAUACCGGUGCCAGGAGGAGAUGGACCCGGAGGAGUUGUCGUCUGCUGCGAAAACUUUUUAGUCUACAAGAAUGUAGAGCACGCAGAAGUCGCUUGUGCGUAUCCUAGGAGACUUGAAAUGCCGCAGGAAAAGUCUCUGAUUAUCGUAGCCUAUGCAGUGCAUAGGAUGAAGGAUUUCUUUUUUAUCCUCAUACAGUCUGAAUUUGGAGAUGUUUACAAGGUUGAACUAACAUAUGAGGAAGGUGUUGUAAAGGAAAUUGUUUGCCGCUACUUUGAUACAGUCCCAGUUAGUGUAUCUCUUUGUAUUUUAAGGUCGGGUUAUCUCUUUGUAGCAUCAGAAUUUGGAAACCACCACCUGUACCAGUUUACAGGUCUAGGUACAGAUGAACGUGAUCCUCUAUGCACUUCCCUACAUCCUCACGGCCGUUCAGCUAUCAUUGCCUUUAAGCCGCGCGCCCUGCAAAAUCUCCAGCUGGUUGAUGAACUCAGUUCCCUGUCAGCAAUAACCGAUAUGAAGGUGGCAGAUAUACAGGGGUUGGGGCAACAUCAAAUCUUCCUAGGGUGUGGAAGGGGAUCUAGAAGCUCCCUAAGAGUUUUAAGGUACGGAAUUGCAAUUGAAGGAUUAGCAUCCAGUGAACUUCCUGGCAGACCAAAAUCUGUAUGGACUGUGAGGUCUAGUUUUGAGAGUGCAUAUGAUGGCUUCAUCAUUGUUGGUUUUGAGGGUAACACUUUAGUUCUUUCGGUUGGUGAGGCAGUUGAAGAAGUUACAGAUUCUUGUUUCUUGACCUCUAUAACUACUCUCCAUGUGGCACUAAUGGGUGAUGGUUCAUUCAUCCAAGUUCAUGAUGCCGGUAUUAGACAUGUUUAUGACCAGCGUGUCAAGGAAUGGCGUGCUCCAAGCAGUAAGAGAGUAAAAGUGGCAGCCUCUAAUGAUAGACAAGUAAUUCUAGGUCUAUCUGGAGGUGAUGUCAUAUAUUUUGAAAUUGAUGAUUCUGGCAAUUUGGUAGAGUAUGCCAAAAAAAGCUUGUCUGUAGAAAUUUCGUGUUUGGAUCUACAACCUACUCCAAAGGGUAGGAUUCUCGCGAACUUUAUGGCUAUUGGUACGCUUGACAACUCUGUGAGAGUGCUCACACUUGAUAAGAGCCUAAAGGUUGUAUCUACUCAAAUCUUGAGCAACAAUUCGACUCCAGAGUCUGUUUGUAUCUCAGAAUUUGCUGUUGGAGAUUCAUCUCUUGUUUAUCUACAUGUUGGACUAAAUACUGGUGUGAUGUUGAGAUCCACCGUUGAUCCAAUUUCUGGUGCUUUAAGCGAUCAAGAGAGUAGGUUUUUGGGUGGAAGGGCUGUAAAGUUCAGACGAGUCUCUUUGGGAUCUUCGUUUGCAAUUGUUGCCCUUUCUGAUAAACCUUGGUUAAUUUAUACUCACAGGGGGAUCUUGCUUGUUUCUCCCAUAAAUGUAGGCACACUAGAAAGUGCGGAUAGUCUUAUAUCACCAAUUUGCCCAGAUGGAUUUGUUGCAGUUUCAGGGAAUACUCUGAGAAUUUUCAGGUGUACAAGUCUGGGUGAAACUUUUGCGGAAUCGCAACUCCCACUCACAUAUACACCAAGGAAAUUGGUUCUUAUGCCAUCUGAGGCUCCCUCCGUGGGCUCAUUGAAUUACAUGCUUGCGAUCGUAGAGAGUGAUCAUGCAAGAUACAACGAAGACCAAUCGCUAGAAAUUAAAAAUGUGCAUGCUGGUAUCGAGCUUCCCAGUGACUACUGCGAAAGCUUAGACUAUACUGACUUUAAGGCAGAGCCUGGUAAAUGGGGAUCAUGUUUGAGAAUUGUCAAUCCACUAACAUUGGAGACAGUUGCAAAAUUGCUAUUUGAAACUGAUGAGGCUGCCAUGUGCGCCCAAGUUGUAGUUCUGGAUGGUAUUCAGUGUCUUGUUGUUGGUACUGCCAUUGGCAUGAAUCUAAAAGGAGAUCCUGACUCUGUAUCUGGCUAUCUUCGCGUUUACGCCUACGGGGCAAACUAUGAGAUUAGACUGUUGCAUGCAACACCAAUCACUGGUGUACCGAGAGCCCUUGCAGGAUAUGAAGGAAAGCUUAUUUGUGCUCUUGGUUCACGCCUGAGACUAUAUGCACUUGGCAAACGCCAACUUUUGUUGAAGGCCGAACACAGAACAUGUACAGAUCAUGGAUUCAUUUGGAUUUCUGUAUGUGGAAGCAGAAUAUUCGCUGGUGAUAUUAGAGAGGGAUUCCAACUCCUCAGGCUCAGGUUUUAUGCAGAAGAUGCUGCAGAAUUUGAGUGGAUUGGUCAUUCCACCGGUCCCAGAUGGUUAUCAUGCUGUGAACAGCUAGACUAUCAUACUGUCAUUGGUGGUGACAAGUUUGACAGUUUAUUUAUCGCUAGAGUGCCACAAGAAGAGUUUACAAAGGCUACUCAAUUUGAAAAUCACGCCCAAUUCCACCUUGGAGAUCUUCCAACUGCAAUCUCCAAGGUAUCCUUCAACAAUAUGUCGCAACCAAUUGUUAUUUACUCCACAAUCCUUGGUUCAAUUGGAGCAUUUAUACCAUAUGCAAACAAGGAUGAGUUGGAUUUAAUGCAACAUUUGGAAAUGAUCAUGGCAAAUGAACACCCACCACUCUGUGGAAGAGAACACGCGUUCUUUAGAAGCUACUAUUAUCCAGUUCAAAAUAUCGUAGACGGAGACCUUUGCGAACAGGUAAAGACGUUGCCAGAAGCUGUACAGCGAAAGAUUGCAACACAACUCGACACUAAUGUUCACACAUUACUCAGAAAGGUUGAUGAUGUGAGAAACAGAAUCUUGUAA
Theileria equi strain WA is the source of this 3528-nucleotide messenger RNA. Its product is annotated as CPSF A subunit region domain-containing protein. The transcript has 2 exons. Bases 1 to 3528 code for a protein of 1175 amino acids. Gene Ontology annotation, biological process: mRNA splicing, via spliceosome. Lineage: Eukaryota; Apicomplexa; Aconoidasida; Piroplasmida; Theileriidae. Gene Ontology annotation, cellular component: U2 snRNP; nucleus. The record is from RefSeq and is a predicted model, not a curated record. Gene Ontology annotation, molecular function: U2 snRNA binding; protein binding.